CUCAAAUACAUUGAGUAGACUGUCAGUAGACUUGGCGGGUCUCGGCGAGGUCGUGGCGAGAACGGCAGCUCUCAGCUCGUUGGGGAGCGGAUCCUCCCGACUCCGACCACGCGAGCCGCAUCCGCAUCCCACGCGAUGGCGGACGACGAGCGGAGUUUGAUGGGCGGCUCGUCUUCUGGAGGACCCGAGCACAGACCUUGGUCCAAGAACUCUCUCAGCAACAGCGAGGUGCCCCGCACCAACUUCCGAGAGGCGCUGAAGAUUCAUUUGGCAGACUUCCAAAGCAGGCUCAUCGCAGAGCAUGAGAGUCGCCUGGCGCCAGACCUCCAGAGCUUGGAGCUGCGGAUCGAAAGCCUCCGCGCGGAGAACGAACGCUUAAGAGCUUCGAUGCCGGAGGACCACAAGGAGCAUCGGGAACACUCUCACUGCAGAAGAGAAGUGAGCGCCCGAGCCUCCGCGAUCUCCUCUUCGCCCGUGCGGAAGGCCCCCUCGGAACGGAGGUCCGGCCGCAAGACCAUGGUCGCCACAUCGGUGAAGAGCCGCGGAAGGCGCUCCUCCGUGCGGGGCAGUAGCGUCUUCGACUUAAGGCCAUUGCGGCCAUUUCCUGAAGAUGAGCCAGAGAAGAAGGUCAGUGAAAGCUCGAACCAUCAGAAUCAGGAUCUGGUGCGGGCUGCGUUGGCUGCCUGGAAAGAGUUCACCUUCAACUACGUCCAAGAUGAGGACGAUGAGUCGGAACAAGAGAUUGAGGCUCUACGGCAGGCGGCCUAUAAGGAGUGGCCGGAAGACCUGAACGGGAGCGAGUUCUGGCAGGCCCAGCUGUUCCGGAAUGAGCUGGGUCGUACCAUGUCGAGCGAUCUCAGUGCCAGCAAGGAGAAGUUGACCGCAUCGGCGCCCUGUCACCGUUUCUACAGGAAGCACUUGGUGACCUCACCCUCCUCACGACGGAGGAUGAUUUGGGAUCUCUGCGGCUUAUGCCUGGUGAUUUGGGACAUUUUUGCAAUUCCAAUGAAUGCAUUUGAGUUGACCGAUAUCGUGACGCCGUACAUCAUGAGCUGGGUUUCGACGGUCUUUUGGACCAUCGACUUUCCAACCAAUUUCUUCCUUGGCUUCUACCGUGCUGGGCACAUCGUGAUCGAUCCGUGGAAAAUUGCAUGGCAGUACUUGAGGACCUGGUUCGCCGUGGAUGUGGGUGUCCUGGCUUUGGACUGGUUCUUCAUCUUCUUAGAUAUCACCAUGGCUGACAUUGAGGAAGACACGGAUGCGGCUGGCAACAACUACUUCAGAAUUGCGCGAAUGUCUCGAGGAUUGAAGGUUCUUCGGAUCCUGCGCCUCGUGCGCCUGGCCAAGCUGUUUCCCAAGUUCCAUUCGGCCUUCAUUGUCGUCCAGUCAGACUUCAUCCGCCUUUCGAUGGGCGCGUGGUUCGCCGUGGUGAUCGUCGUGGUGAUGAACCACUAUGUCGCUUGUGUUUGGUUCGCUUUGGGCUAUUGGGAUACCCAGGCACCCAUCACCUGGGUGAAGGAGAACGAUCUGGAUGGAGUCCAGAACCCGUGGAAGGUGGAAUUGACAUAUCAGUACUCCACGUCUCUCCAUUGGGCGCUCUGUCAGUUCACCCCCGCCACCACGGAGGUGAUGGCCACCAAUACCACGGAACGGAUCUUCACAGUGCUUACGAUCAUCUUGGGUUUGAUCUCCUUCUCCUCCUUUGUCUCCAACAUCACGACAUCAAUGACGCAGCUGCGCAACCUCAACAGCGAGAAACACAAACUUCAGUCAGCCUUGAGGACCUACUUUUCACAAAACGAGGUGCCACCAGAAGUGAGCAAGUGCAUCUACGAUUGGAUUCACAGUCACCGGAAGAUGCAUCGAGUUCGUGUCCAUGAGCAGGACAUCGAGCUGUUGGCCGAGAUGCCCGAGCGCCUGCGAUUCAAGCUCCGCGAGGCUGUCUAUCGGCCUGUCCUUUGCCGGCAUCCCUUUCUCCAAGAGUGGUGUGAGGUGGACCAAAGAGGCUUCGAUCGUCUUUGUCACCAAGCCUUGCAAGAGAUCAGGAUAAGCACUGAACACACUGUCUUCAUCAAGAAGGAACAGGCGGCGGGCAUGUAUUUCGUGACGGGCGGCGAAUUGAAAUAUUGGAAGUCCGCCUUACAGGAUCCCAUGCCCAUCGGCACAGGCGAUUGGAUCUGUGAGAUUGCGCUUUGGGUUCAAUGGAGGCAUUGUGGCACCCUAUCUGCUAAGUGUGCCAGUGAUGUGAUGCUGGUGGAUGCCGACCUCUUUCGCAGCGUCAUCAGUGGCUGUAGCCGGGUCACCAAGCGCAUGGCCAAGUCCUACGCGGCGGGUUUCGUGCGACACGACUGCGAGAUUCUCCACAGCAACGGUUGGCUGGGUGAUGUUUGCUGCUCCUUUGAGGGCAUUCAGAACCUCAAAGAUUCAGUACUGCGCAAUGCUUCAUCCCCCAAUUUGUUUGCUGCGCCGGUGGAUCUCUCGCAGGAGGCGGAAGUGGUGAGGGAGAGCUCCGAAGAUACGAACCGGGAAGAGCGGGACGAGUGGAGGCUGAUAGCUGUGAUGUUUUGUGCACCUUGGAUGCAAAAGGUCCCGACUCCAGUCUCACCUGGAGAGGGCGGCAGCGGCAGAGACGGGUGUGAAAACUGCGAUGCAAUCGCCAGUCUGCAGGGUGAAGCGUUCGUCAUCGUGAUAGGCAGUACGGCCGAGCCGCUGCGAAGAGGCCUGGCGGUGCAUGAGCAAUUGCUACUUCGUGCUUGCUGCAGUGCCAGCCGCGAGGGUGUCAGUGGCACCUCUGUCUUUUGGGAAGAGGUGCUCAGCAACCGGCAAGCGCGCCACGCAAAGCGCGGUGCCUUGCUGCAUUGGGCAGAUUACAAAAGGUGGUUCCAACACACCUUGCUGGAAAGCCAAAAACUCCGCUUGCGGCGGCUCUUUCUCGCCCUGCGCCCGUCCGCACGCAGCAUGAUGUUGCGCGACAGGGCUCAGAGUGAGCAGCAGCGGCAUGCCGAGCGUUUGGCGCUGCGGCAUGUGCAGCGCUCAGCACAGCGGUGCCUCAAGGAACUCGCGUUGCGCCUGGCAAGGCAGCGCAAGGCACUCCGAGUGCGAGACCGUCAGCUGCAGCGCCAGUGUUUCUCUGCCAUCACUGAAUGGCAAUUGCUGCGGCAGGCCUUCUAUUGCCUCGCUGGCAGGAGCACCACUCCGCGGGGUCGAGUUCAGCGUCGAAGAAGAGUACCUUUUUCGCUGAAAGUGGGGGGGGAACACUAG
Durusdinium trenchii is the source of this 3261-nucleotide messenger RNA. NCBI's taxonomy places the organism in Eukaryota, Dinophyceae, Suessiales, Symbiodiniaceae. The record is from the annotation of a GenBank genome assembly.